Molecule: messenger RNA, 4655 nt
Organism: Toxoplasma gondii ME49
Lineage: Eukaryota; Apicomplexa; Conoidasida; Eucoccidiorida; Sarcocystidae
Gene: ROP37
Product: rhoptry kinase family protein ROP37 (incomplete catalytic triad)
Exons: 1
Coding region: 1623-3953 (776 amino acids)
Biological process (GO): protein phosphorylation
Molecular function (GO): protein kinase activity; ATP binding
Source: RefSeq, a predicted model, not a curated record
ACAAAACGCGUUUCGCUUUGAACGCCGGAGACGCAUAUUUCCUUUCCAUUUGCGCUUGAGCGUCCUGCGCCUACACCCACAUGAUGUGAACACACUCAUCAGAACCGUAUCAAGUGUCCUGUUCCGUAGCGUGGCAGCUGUGAACCGAUAUUACUACUGUCGGAUUCCUGCUCAUGUUUUUGUUGACUAUGAUGUUGUGUCGCCUACCACAGGUACUACUUCGGUUGGGCAGCUACUGGAUAAGGGACGUUUUAAAAGCCAAAAUCGACAUGGGCGUGGCUUUCGUGCGUUGUCUCACUGCGUCUGAGGAUAGCCGGGUGCCGCUUGUGUAAGAAGAGUUGCUUCUUUUGUGGCCCGUGCCUACAUUAUUUCAGCUGUCAUCAGAGGCAAGGACCACCUAGUAUUGCCUUGUGCAGCAGCUCGCUGCCUCUGUGACUCGUCUACACAGCGACACGGGCACCUUCACUGAGAAAGAGUUGAUACAAGUAGAUCGUGUAGCACCCAUGCACCUAAGACAUAACCGCCAUCGCUGGCAGUUGGGCAUUUGAAAGCAGCUGCCUGCUGAUGAGGUACACAAGACGUCCAAAAGGCAGCGAACAGGACAGCGGCAACGUGUCAUCUGUUCUCCAAAGUUCCACGUCGACUGAUAUGAAAUCCUUGUUGGCCCGUGAAAUGCAACACUAUACAACGAAUAGAAGGCUUGGGAACCCAGAAUUUGCAUCAUCGAACAGUGGCGCCAUGUCUUUCUGAAGUUCUGUGCACCUAGCCAGGGGAGGGAGGUGUUGCGAAGCACAGAAAAUGUGGCCAAUUAAUUUGAUGUCGUUGACAGGAAAGAAUCAUACAACUUAGAAUCACCGAUGUUUCACUGACCCCCGAAAACUUAUGUGUCACUUUUAAAAUAUUUACGAACCCAUGCCUGUCUGACCCCCCUCGUGAUUGAGUCGAAUUUCAUGACGCCGGUAAACUCCCGCUAUUUUUGUGCCACACUUCAUGUCUGUAUUGUACUGGUCGAAACUCACAAGCUACAGUUUUUUUUGGCAUUUAUGGUAGCUGCUGACAAAAUAGUGAGUGCCGACUUUGUCUUACGAGAAGGCACCGUGCCACUCACUCGCAAAAGUGGCCGUCGCUAGCUGGACACCAGCCUUUGAUCUGGGAACAGAGACCAGCAUCUUCGUCACACCACCAGGUUUUAGAAGACCCAUACUUACUCUCGAAAUAAAUGUCGUUUUUCUGACAGACAAUUUAGCUGUGUAAGUAUUGUCUCUCCUCAGGGUGUGCUUUAUCUCUCGCGGCGCUAAAAGCCAGCGGCCAUUCAAGCGGGAGCAAGCUCGCAGGGCUGUCGUUUUGCCACUGAAAAGAAGGGAGAGCAGUGUGUAGGGCUCUGUAAAAGCAGCCACAUUUGUUCGUGUCUCCUUAGUGCUGUAACACGUGUAGUGCAUGCAACGACACGAAUUCGAUAUUCUUCACCCAACGUUUCGCUUGUCCGCAUUUGAUGCGAUGGCGGGCCACCUCAACCCAGGCGCUUCAACUCGGUACGCUGGCCGCGACUACUGACGGGGUCGACUUUGGGAUCCCUUCCGCGCCAAAACAACGACUAUCAGUACGAAAAGCCUGCGUCCAAGAUGGGACGGGCAAUAUCUUUCGUCCUCCUCCUGUCGGCAUUGUUGCCGGAAGGCCGAGGUAGUGUAGGGGCAGCUGCGCUGGGCUCCUUGUCGCUGGCGCCUACGGCGACACCACAAACCUUGCUCGAACUCUCUGCAUCCUCAGUCACGCCUGAAGAGACAGGCGCUGCUCCUUUAGCCACACCAGGGGACGAUAGCAGAAAGCGGAAGGAAGAUCAGGCUGCAGGCGAACUACUCCUCUCUUGGCUGCAAGUUGCCGGCACAUCUCCCUACUUCCCUGCGGCUGGACCCCAGACACGCAGACCGGUAGCAUCCUCUUACCAAAGUAGACCAAGAAACCCUUCUCAUCAGCCUCCUCCACGAGGCCGAAGGGGUCCAGUGCGACGCUCCCCGCAACCGGAUUCUGUGCCGUAUAAUCUUCGCCGGAGACCUCAGGCCGUUGGGGUACAACCGGGGUCUGCGGCCACCAGAGGUCGACUUCAGGAGAGGGGUGGCUUGCGGCAGUUGGGGUCAAAUCUUCGGCACCGACCGUUAGCGCGGCACAUGCCACCCGAAUAUUCUGUUUUACCAGAUCAAUUCUCUGCUCCUUUGUUUACUUCGGGGGGAAAUGCCCGGUGGUUGGGCGUUGACCCCCAAGAAGGCUCUGACAGUGUUCCAGCAUCGCUAACUGAUCCCGUGUCUGGACCACUAAGUGAGGAGCCGUCUAUCGCUGGUAGAGACCAACGGCCAUGCCAACCUGUCGCCUCACCUCCCCGUUCGUAUGCACCGCAGCCUCUCGGGACCAGUUCGCCCACUUUCCCAGGGUCAUCGCCGUUGGUGUCGAAACAAGUAGGUUCAGACACCCCACCUGCGACGACGCACACAAGCCAGACUCCAUCAAAAGGCAAAAAACCGCCAGCACCGCGGCCUUGGGUAGAGCCUUCCGUACUUUCCAGUGUUAAAAGAUCCGAACUGACACUUGGCCAACGUGAUCUUGCUGACCUUGUCGGGGGCAGCCCACCGCAGACGACCCCUACUAUACAGAAGGCGUCGCCACCAAUAACAGAUGUCUCCACAGACCCUCCCGAGCUUGGCGUUUCUCCACAACGGGUGCUGCGACCAAGGAGGAUGCCUGAGACACUUCCGGCUCGCAUUUUACCACCUCAGCACAUAUCUCAGCAAGUGAAGCAAUGGAGAGCGUUCGUACAGAUUAGUCCGGCGAUAUCCGCCGCUUCUGCGUCGAGCGCACAGUCGCCUGAAAGUCAGGCGAUGUCAGAGAGUAUCGAUCGUAUGGUUCCACCUCAGGCAAGUUACUCGGUCGCCGCGCCAGACGGGACGGUGCGACAAUUUAUGCGCGGUGCAUUCCUCGGGGCCGGAGCCACAGGUAUCGUAACUGAGCUCAUUGAAAAGACAAGUGGCAGAUAUUUUGCGGCAAAAUUCUUUUUCAAAGAAGUUGCCUCAAUGGAGGGGGCGUCCCCGGCUGCUUUUCAGGCCGCCCAGCAGCGACUGCAGAAAGAAAGCAACGGCAACGAAUUGCUCCGUACGACGGCCGCACAAGUCCGCGAUUUGUGGCAAAAAGGCUUCGUUGCCAGCCUUGGCACAUACAAAUUGAGUGCGAGAAGCGGAGACGGAAACCAGUUGCUAGGCACAAAUUUGGUUGAUCCCGAGUACACCGGACUCGACGGCCACCAGCUUAUGGUCCUCAGCGAUUUUCUGCUCCUUCCAUUGAUGGGUCCCAGGCUAGAUUCGCUUCCUCACACUGCUUUAUCUGACAAUGCACAGAAAUACCUUUUUCAUACGCUUGUGACUGUCGUCGGGUCCCUCCACAAGAGUGGUCUUGUUCACGGUAACAUUCGCACCACCAACGUUCUCAUCAAUAAACUAACCGGAGAAGCUGGACUUGCAGAUUUCUCUCUUCUCAUGCAAACGGGAAGCGAUGUGACUGACACUAUGAGCUUCCAUCCUACUCAGAGCGAACCGGAACGCGUCCACUCCCUCUUCGGCCUCGGCACCCAGUUACCCGCGAGCGAGGAUUUUGAUUCCUGGAAUUUGGGUCAGCUGCUCUUUAGUCUUCUGUGCGGAUUUGACAAGCUUCCCUGGGCUCUCGGUCAAGUAUUUGCGAGAUUUUCCGCAGAAUCGCCAUGGGAAAUGGCAGCAGAGAAGUUCUACCGACAAUUUAUCAAGGAAGUGAAACGAGAAAAAUUCGAUGCCUUCUGCCCAGGCAUGACAGGCACGAAAUUGCAGCUCAUAAGCAUUGUAAAGCUGUUACUGGACCCCACUCAUGAAACAAGAUGGACAGCACGAAAACUUGUCGAUGAACACCCCUUCUUUCAGGUGGUGGAGGACGCAUGACCGAUAGAAUGAGGACAGUUUCGUGGCGUUCUUUUCAAUCGAGUUGUUUUUCGUGUGAUCGAUAGCCAGCGUAGCAACAUGCAACCUCUUUUAUGUGACCUCGCGUCCGUUGUGUAGUGCGAUUGAAGCACAAAGUGGACAAGUGCUGGGUUAUACGGUGGUCAGAAGGUACCACGCAGACUUAACCAUGAGCAGUGCUGGCGGCUAGUCUCUAGAUUGGUGGUAGUUCGAUAUAUACAGUUUUCCCUGUCAACCAGUAAACUGCAAGGGCGAUGUUUUUUUCUGGUUCUGGGCGAACAUUGUGUUGCAUGUGGGAGCUGCAAAUCGCUUCGAACUGUGAAGGAAGUGGCAACACAAUCGGUUUUUCAGUCCCCUGCCUUUCCUACCUCACUUCCUGAGAACGACUACACACAGUUCUGAAACACAGGGUUUAUAUUUUAUUUCAGGGCAAGAGGGAUGUCCACAGUUUGUGAGUCUGUCCGCUGUGCCAACCUGAAGAAACGAAUCAGACUCAGUUUCCCUCAAUUGUCAAGAGACCGACCAGCUCCCAAGGCUGUACUAAUGUUUUCGUAAGCGAGCGUGGAACCCGUCAACCCUUCCCGAAAGGCUGACAAUCAAAAGCUCUUGCGUGUUGCCUUUCUGAAUUUUUUUUGCGUGGGCUGUCUUGCCUUACAUCAGCUCGGUAGUGCCACUUUGUCCGUG